Messenger RNA from Malaya genurostris, 6506 nucleotides. Its product is annotated as histone-lysine N-methyltransferase MECOM. The transcript has 4 exons. Lineage: Eukaryota; Metazoa; Arthropoda; Insecta; Diptera; Culicidae. Gene Ontology annotation, molecular function: DNA-binding transcription factor activity, RNA polymerase II-specific; RNA polymerase II cis-regulatory region sequence-specific DNA binding. Bases 3544 to 4968 code for a protein of 474 amino acids. The record is from RefSeq and is a predicted model, not a curated record. Gene Ontology annotation, biological process: regulation of transcription by RNA polymerase II.
CGUGGUCUCUGGGCAGCUAUUUCAUUUCGCUGCUCUGCUCGAGAUUGUUGCUUUUAUUAGUAUUUUUUUUUCUUCUUUCAUCUCGCUCCACUCGGCGCGCUUCGGAUCGUGCGCGUCUCAAGAGCUCUGCUGCGUUUGUCGUCCUCAAGCGGGCGGCACAUCGCAUCGUCUCGUCGUCGCUGUCGGUUUGCACUAUACUCGCGUGCGCUGGGUCGCGAUUUUCCUGCUUGGAUAGGAUUUGAUCGUCGUUGUUGGCGCUAUACCACGCCAGAAAGGGCAACACAACAACAACAAUAACAAAAAACUAUCCACGCCGCGGCAAUGGUCAUCCUCCUAUGAUCUAGGGAGGCGUCGUCGGUUCACUAACUAGUUCUAAAAACAAGCUCGAUGGUCCAUUCUGAGGUUCGUUGUGUUCUUGUUGGCGCAUGAAACGCGUGUGUCGAGGGCUGUAAUUAUUGGCAGUGACUAUUAUUUCUCCGGUCUGCGGUUCUCGUCGGCACGCUACAAGGAAGAAACUGUGACGAAUCGGGAAGAACCGGGAAGUGAGCCUUGGUGUGCUGCGAACGGUUGUGAUUAAGAACGGUGAGCCCGGAUUACAUCUAGUGGGGCUACUGGUGGUAUGCUGCGAGAACAUAAACAAAACAAAACAAUGUUAAGGAAGGAAGAGAAUCAGAAACUGGAGCAGUAGUGUGGAAAAUUAUAUUCUGACUCAUGGAUGUGUGUGACCGAGUUCCCUGCUAACGGAAGUGAGUGAAGUGCGGAAGACGGCUGCCACCAUUGAUUGGGUGCAAAACGAUAAAUGGAUACGAUUUGUGUUCGAAAGGCAGUUUGAUUGAUUGCGACAGCAAACGUUGAAGUGAUUUAAAAUAAAAUACAUACGAAUAACAUCAACGGGUGAUUAGACGACGAACUUGAAAAGUGUGGUGCUCUUGGUUGUUUAUACUCUACACACAAAAAAAAGAGUUAAAAACGAAUGCUGAACAUGUGUGUUGCUAUCGGAAUACAAUAAUCAGAUCACAAGAUACAUUCCCGUUAGUAACGAGUCACUGCCAUGAUCUUCAACUGAUUGGUCUCAUCCAGUGCGUAUGACAGCAAGCAAACAGCGUUGGCAAAACAAACGAAUACUGAUUUCAACGCAACAACGCAGACGAACCUGCUCUCAUCUGGAUAAUGAAUUGGCAAGCCACUGAACGCACAAAUCUUAAGACACAAUAUGAGCUAAAUACUGCGACCGAUGAAAGUGUUUUGUAACAGUGUGAUUUUCAGACUUAUUUAGCAAAUAAUCCGGAAUCAAAGUGUCGCACCAGUGAUCGCCAUGAUAAUGCCACAGGACAACAAGUGAACAAAAAAGUGAAGUUACGCGAAGCUAGCAGAUUCGUUCGUAACAACUACAACAAACUGCCGCAAAGAAGAACGGACUGAGUUAGUGCGCGAUUAAAGAUAAUGACGAAUGAUUACCAACUUCAUCGGGCUGUUUUCUCGACCAGCGAGCCUGAGAGAGCAGGUGUUCGGGUUGUGCUAGUUACUGCUGGAAGAAAGUGAAACUGUACCACUGCAGAGUGCGAGACCUUGAGUGUAAGGAUUUUUUUUUGGUCUCAUGCGUACGGAGAGUGAAGAAAGAAGAUUACCGUGAUUGUAUCCCACGGUAUUCCCGUCGGCGGAUCGAAGUGAAGUCAUUUGCAAGUAAUUGAACGAUACGAUCGGAUGGACGGGGGACGGGAGGCGAGUGUCUUUUUUGUGUGUUCGGUUUGGGAUUAAAUUAUUUAACAAAAAAGAGUAUCGGAUGGACUGCACCACCGGCUUAUGCUAAUUAGCUGUCCUCUAUCGAAGACCGAGAGAACUUAAAGUGCGUGGUUUCAAUUUUGGAGUCGUGAAAAGAAGAUUCGCAAGGCUAUGUGAUCGCCAUCAGAAGAAAACGAGAAGACAUAAUAAAAAGCUUUGUGGGAAAAAGGCAAACCGCGGGGUGAAGUGAUGCGUUGACUUUUUGAGAUCCUGAUGUGAUCGUUACGUAGUAGCCGUUCCUGACCUUUGCGAUAGCGGUGUGAUCUUUCGGUUUAAAAUUCCUUGUGCACAUACACACACACCCUCGUACUCGUAGUGCGGAACGAACCUGAGCAGAAGACAGUCAAGAGCGGUGUUUAUUGAAUGUAUGAAGAAGAAAAACAAGAUCAUACUUCGUGCUCUGGUUCAACAAUCAGCUCACGUCGACGGAAUGAUGAAAAUAUGCUCAAAAAGUCAGCCACUCGAGCGGCUCUGCUCGGACUGACCUUUCCCGUGUGGAUCUUCGACGAUUCCGAAGUGGUCGUGUUUGUGUUAUAAAUAAUUUCAAGUACCUCAACCUCCGACGAAGAGUUAUCUUCCUGCGUGUAAAACAUUUCUCAACUGCCUUGCCCCUUUUCCUGCCCGGAACCGCUCCUCAGGUGCAGUGACUUUUAACGAGUGAAGAUCGGGCGUACAUUUACUAAAUGACACUUUGCGUUAAUGUGCAGAGCCCUCCAAGUUUUGACUUUUUGCUGCGUCCUUCGGUUGACAUUAAGAUAAAGUUGCACUAAAACAAAACAAAAUAAAAGAACUUCGUGUGGUUGGUCGUUCAGUAGAUUGACUGAUCUGGUAAAGGUCGAGGAAGCCUGCAAAGAAUCAUCCGUAUUUAGUUGAUGAUAUUUGAUGAUUCGAUGGGGCCAGGAAAGUGAGGCAACACGAGCCCAAAAAAGUGCAGACGGCUGACAAAACAAACACAAUUCCGGAUUUGUGUCGGGUGUGAAGAAGAGUUCCCACUUGGCCAGCGCUGAAGUACAAUAGUGUCCAUUAUAUUGGGUAGCAUCGAAACGCGUGGUGGUCGCCAUCAAGUGCCAGAGCGCUGAGGAAGAACAAAACUUAUUUUAUUUCGUUUUUCGAAAAGUCACACUUUCAAGUGUGGAUCAUCUGUGCCUGUGCGGUGGGUCAUCGCAGAUGCGGACCUUAUCUUUGCUCUGGGAGAGUGAAGUGGAACAUAUCUUGAAGGCACUGGACCAAGUGUGUGUGUUUUGGUGAUUUUUUUGUUUUGUUCGUUCGACCGUCCGUGGCUUCGUCUGGAGUGAUUCUGUCAGGAACGAAACAGCUUUAGCGAAGAUAUCAUCAUCAGCAAUAGCAACAGCAUCAACACAUAAAUGAGACUCACCUUGCGAAACCUGCUGCCUCGCUACCAAUGGAUGUCUAAAACCUUGAAGAAAUCAAUCAACUCUUCAGCGUAGAGAGAAUAAGAAAAAAAAAAUCUGACCAACCUGCCCCGCUAACUGUCUGCCCAGAAGACAUAAAAAAAAUGGAUCGACUCUAAUCACUUCAGACUGCUCCGGUCGUAACAAAACAGCCGUAACGAGACGAAAGACGCGUUCGGGCACGGAUCUUAAUUUUUGCGACAUUGUUUUAGCGACUCGUCAACCUCUUCUUUUCCAGCGAUUUCGAACGAAAAAAUAGAAACCGCACCUAAUUGGGGGAAAAGGUUUCCACGGCGACCCGUGGAAUGCCAAGGGAGAUCGAGCAGUGACCGUGCUUCCUAAAAAAAAGAUGCGAGAAAAAGAUCACUCACCGAGAAAAAUGCUUCCCAGUCCUAAGCAAGGGGCGGUCUACCCGCUACUUGGUCUGGGUUCGACCGCAUCGGCCCAGCUUCCGUACGAUUUCUCCACCAACAACCGUUCGUCGUCCUCGAAUUUGCUUCACCAGCAGCAGAGUCUGCUCGAUCAACCCUUAGAUCUUCGAGUGGAUCACAAAAAAUCUACCAACAGCAGCAGCUCGACGUCUGACGAAGAAGAACUUCCACGGACCUCCAUGGAGGAUGGCAAACCUAGCAGUGUGAUAUCUUUCCAGGACAAUAACAACAAUAACAACGUUAGCAAUAACAAUACCGCAAGUAAUCGCAAAAGCCCAAGUCCUAUCAGCAAUAACAACAAUAACAACAACAACAACAACAACAACAACAACAACAACAACAACAACAACAACAAUAGCAUAAAAUAUACCAACAAUAACCACAUAAACGUUAAGGAUGAGUUCCGAAUAUCUAACCUAGCCGGUCAUAAUCCUCCUAUAUUUCCACCGCCGGGAAUCAACCCGUUGAUGUUGGAAGCGAUCGCGAAAGCAGGUCUACCCCUGCCAGGCUAUCGAAACUCAUUCUUGCCUGCUCGAUCUCCGGUCGCCUAUGAUCUUCAGCGAUUGAAGGAACGUGAUGUCCUCGCAGCAAGCCUUUCCCAGCUUCGUCAAGGGACGAACGGAAACGGGAUCCCGAAUAACAACAACAAUAACAAUAACUCCAACAGUAUCAACCAUAAUCUUCCACCGGGUGCAACUAAGAACAAGGAUCGCUAUUCGUGUAAAUUUUGCGGUAAAGUUUUCCCCCGUUCUGCCAACCUUACCCGUCACCUACGGACGCAUACCGGCGAACAGCCGUACAAGUGCAAAUACUGUGAACGUUCCUUCAGCAUAUCGAGUAACCUUCAGCGCCACGUACGGAACAUUCACAACAAGGAACGACCCUUCAAAUGUGCCCUUUGUGAGCGUUGCUUCGGUCAGCAGACCAACCUCGAUCGUCACCUUAAAAAGCACGAAGCGGAUGCCGCCGGGCUCGGGCUGGGUUUGGAUGAACGUCUCCGGGCGGCACGCCGAAAUAGUCGGGGAAUUCCCGAGGAUUCCUAUUUCGAAGAGAUUCGUUCCUUCAUGGGCAAAGUUACUCAGCUUCCCAUUCCGUUGAGGAUGCAACCUCAGCACCACCAACCACACCAAUCGCAACUACAGCAACAACAUUCGCCCCUGGCGACGCACGUGCCGACUUCGCAGCAGCACCAGCAUGCCCAGCUGGAACAAAGCUCAUCCCGUAGUUCGACGCCAUCCGAUCCGGCUUCGCCAGCAGGAAGUUCACGCAGUGCACAGCUAGAGAUCAAGAUGGAAGCCAACGAUGACGAGGAGGAUGAAGGGGAACAGGUGCAGGUUACCUGACCGGAACCAAGUGCUCCCAUCGUCCACAUUUUGCCGUGUAGAAAAAGGUGGUGGUGAUCGACGAUCACCCGGUGGCAGUUUUCUUUGAAAAACACUCAAAUUUUAUUGUAAUCUUUCGAAAUAUUUCGUAUACAGUUUUGUUUGUACUUCAAAAGAACAUCUACUUGAAAGCAACCGCCCCCCAAACUACCUAUGCAAUGUUACACAAUGUACAAUUAAAUGAAAUUCCUGUUAGCAAUUGAUAAGAUUAAAUGUCGUCUCAUUACAACAACCACAAAACUGAUCGAUCGGCCUCAAUUCCUGGUUCGGAAUCGAACUACGUCGACUGUGUAGAUUACCAACGUAGUCCUCGUAUAUGCAAAAACGAAAAAAAAUAACAAUCCAAUCGAACAACUCAAUUGUAGUUUUGUAUGUGUAGAAUGUUUAGUUUGUUCCAUUCGAAUAGUAUUAUCAUAGUUUAGCGUUUAGCGAUAGAUCGUACUAGCACUAAUUUCCUCCUACCGGUCCGGGACUACUAAACCCCAGGCGGCUACAGGAGGGAAUACAAAAUACUCGUUUUGCCAUAUGAUCUUUGUUUCUAGCAUGUAGGGUAAGUGAAGACGUCGAAAUUUUAGAAGCAAAUUUUACACGUGACGCGAAAGAAGCAAAAUAAAAAGUUCAACCAAAGCCAAAUAAGCGAUAUUCGUACUAAAAUUACGUGUAUAUGUAUUACGCAGAACAGGAUAAAAGUUAUGAAAAGAUUACACGUUUUUGUAAAGGUUUGAUUUGUUUCUGAAACGAACAUGAACGUUAAAAGUAUUUGUUGAAGUUUAUAAUUGGUUAGUUGAUUAGAUUCGAAGUUUUUUUGUCCUUGUUAACUCACUUUUACCUAGUUUAAUACACACUCGAUUGUUACUCAAUUAGUUCUUAGAAGAAAAACCACACACUAAAAUUCAGCGGAGCGGAAAAUCAAGGCUAUCGAAAACUCCAUUUCCAAUACGAAUGUGAUCAGAACGAAAGUAUUGUUUGUUUGUUUCGUGAACCAGUGCCUAGUGAACUAGAGGAAAUCUUAGUGAUAUCGAAGGAAAAUCUUUACCAUAUUCGUCUAAACAACAUUUGGGUCCUAAAUGUUACACAGAUACAAUUCACAGAAAGUGUUCCUUAUAGAAAAAUAUGUUUUUAUAAAUGAGCACCGGUUACAAGCAAGAAGAUAAGUUACCAUUACAGAACACUAACUUAAUUGAAGAAUCAAUUACCAUUUUACUACAGAAGUUAGUUCAUUCACGCAACGGAAAGUAAGUUUUAACGAGUAUAACAAGCUCCUCUCGCACCUUUAUCCCCAUACCUUAAAGUCUAACAACUAAUUCAAUCCGAAAUGCAACUGUAUAUCCUUGUAUGUCUCCUCAAUGUUUUAAUAAAAUAAAACCCGUCAGCACACAAAACUCCUUAGUCUAAUAUGCGAGGCAGACCGAAAUAGUGUUACAGGUCGCGAUUGUGGACCCUCGUCGUAAGACGGGUUCGAAAAUGCGACUCGACAAAUGUGUACCUUUGUAAUGAAU